Molecule: messenger RNA, 647 nt
Organism: Malaya genurostris
Lineage: Eukaryota; Metazoa; Arthropoda; Insecta; Diptera; Culicidae
Product: small lysine-rich protein 1
Exons: 2
Coding region: 94-411 (105 amino acids)
Source: RefSeq, a predicted model, not a curated record
UUUCAUAAAACGUUAUACAAAUUUGUUUGAUCGAUACUCAUCUAUCGAACUUUCAAAGUAUUGGAAUAUAUCAGUUCUAGUUAGAUAAAAAAAAUGCCCGGUAAAGGCAAAAAGAAACCUGCCGGUAAAGGCGGUAAGGACUCCGGUGAUAAAAAUGCCGAUUCCGCCAACGUCGGUGGCGGUGAGGACGAUGAAGCCGACGAAGAAGAAGCGGAAGUUAAACCGAAAAAAGGAAGAGGAAAGAAAGGCAAAGGAAAAGGAGGAAAAUCUUCCAAGUUUCAGGGUGAUCUGUUCAGCGAGGCCGCCAUGGAGAACGCCUACUAUGUGUGUCACAACAUACAGGAUGUCUUGAAGUCACGUGGUUUUGCAUGGCCAGAUGGACAGAAGAAAAAGAAGAAAGGUAAAAAAUAAUUCCUCUGGCUGCCCGAACGGUUUGAGUGGAAGCAAUGGCAUCAUCUACUUAGUCUAACCGUAGGCGUUUUGCAGUAGUUAGACAAUUUCGAUAUGGUCACGACACGGGGGGAGUGGCUUGAAUGUGUGAUGUAUGAUUUGUAUAGAAAACAAUGUAAAACAUAAAACCGAAAUAAACUGUAUAGGGUGGAAAUCUAUCGUUGGAUGAUUUACUCAGUUUUUUUUUCGAUUUUCAA